AUGUAAAAACCAAUAAUGAUAGAAAAUGAAAAAGAGUUUUGUUGCUCUAAAGGACAUAUGCUACCAGUCAUUACAAUAGCACUUGAUCCAAAAUUAUCAAGGAAUUAGAGACUCUUAUGCACAGAAUGUUUAGAAAAUGCAGACAUAGAUGGCAAAGCAGUUGGAUUAAAGAAAAUGAUAUAAUUAAUAGAAGAGAAUUAAAUUAAAAAGAUGGAAAAAGUUGAAACUAUCAUAAUGAAUUAAAUUAAAUUAAUUGAAUCAUUACAUAGUAUUGUUGAUUAAAUGAAAUCAUAUCUAAUGUAAUAAUUAGAAUAAUUGAUUACUAUAAUUAUUGGAUGGAUUAAGAAUCUAUAAUAACAAAGAUUAUAAUUUUCUCAAUUUAGUUUUUUUGAGGAAUUAGAAAUUAUGGUUAUGAAGUCAAAUUAACCUGAUUCCAAUUUAUAUAUCCAUGAGAUUUAGAAAAUCAAUCUCUGUUGGACUUCAAAAUUGAAUCCUAAAUUAGAAUAAUUUAAUUAAUUUGAUGCAUAUAAUUAAUGUAAGUAACACUUGUUGAGUUUAGAAUUAGAUUCUAAGAAAUAUACAGAAAAUUAUUAAUAAUUACAAACCAAUAUAAAAAUAAUGAAUUAAGAAAUAUCAUCGUUAAAUACUAAGACGAAUAUUCAACCAUUAUAAAAUGAUUAAUUUAUUAAUCAGUCGAAUAUCAAACCUUUCAAUUAUUAACUAAUCCAAGAAUGUUCAAUUUAAUAAAGUGAUUUGUGUCGUGCAAUAGCUAUUGAUAAAGGUUGUUCAACAUUGCUGGUUGGAUGUGAGUCACUAAUUAAAGUAUUUGAAUUCAACUAAGGAAUGAUCAAAAAAAUUUAAACUUUAAAAUAACAUAAGGAUUGGGUAUAAACUUUAAACUUCAUGCAUAAAUCUAAAUAGUUUAUAUCUGGAAGUUGUGAUCAUUCGAUAAUAAUAUGGAAAUGUAACUAAAAUAAUUAAUGGAGUUUUAAAUAGAUACUAAAUGGACAUAAUAAUAGUAUCUAAUGUUUAAUCAUAAAUACUAAUGAAGAUCUAAUAAUAUCAGGGAGUGGUGAUAACACUAUAAAAUUUUGGAUAAAUAAGAAUUAAUGGUUGUGCUAAUAAACAAUAAAGGAAUACUCUUAAUCUGUAUUAGGAUUGAGUUUGAAUUAAUAAUAAAAUAGAGUUGUAUCAUGUGGAUAUGAUUAUUAUAUAUUAAUAAUAGAAUAAUCAGAAUAGAAUUAAGAAUGGAGACUAAUAUAAAAGAUUACAAUUGAAAAUUAUGGAUUUCGAGUAUGCUUUAUUGAUAAUAAUAUGUUCACAUUUUCACCAUAUAAUAAAGAAGAGAUAUCUAUUUUUGAGUUGAAUAAUAACAAUAAAUAAUUUACCAAAACUAAAUCUAUUCCUAUAAAAAGUGGAUAAGAUGUCUAUGCAAGAUUUCCUUAACAAUAUAUAAAUUAAAAAAGUAUUCUUGUCUGUAAGAAUGGAGAAUAUGUCAAUUUGAUUACGAAAAAAGAAAAUGGAGAAUUUCUAACUGAAUAAUCUAUUCAUUUUGAAGUUGAUGAUUUAUAUGGAACAAUGAGUGAUGACGGAGUGUAUUUGAUCACAUGGGAUAAUAAAUCAAAGUAAAUACAAAUAAGGAGAUGUAAAGAAUAAUGAG
Paramecium pentaurelia is the source of this 1660-nucleotide messenger RNA. The record is from the annotation of a GenBank genome assembly. NCBI's taxonomy places the organism in Eukaryota, Ciliophora, Oligohymenophorea, Peniculida, Parameciidae.